Mya arenaria is the source of this 2175-nucleotide messenger RNA. RefSeq names its product beta-galactosidase-like. Gene Ontology annotation, molecular function: beta-galactosidase activity. The coding region runs from base 25 to 2004 and encodes 659 amino acids. Gene Ontology annotation, cellular component: vacuole. Gene Ontology annotation, biological process: carbohydrate metabolic process. The transcript is spliced from 16 exons. Lineage: Eukaryota; Metazoa; Mollusca; Bivalvia; Myida; Myidae. The record is from RefSeq and is a predicted model, not a curated record.
AAUUGAAAGUCAUAUGACUUAAAAAUGGCGGCCCGCACAGUAGUGUUUAUAUGCACUGUAAUUUUAAUAAUUUCAAUAUUUAUUAAAGAUGUAUCGGCAGGAACGUUUGCUAUCGACUAUGACAACGACACAUUUGUCAAGGAUGGGAAACCGUUCCGCUACAUCUCAGGAAGCAUUCACUAUUCACGGGUUCCUGCACAGUACUGGGACGACAGACUGCACAAGAUAGCUGCAGCAGGUCUAAAUGCAAUACAAACGUAUAUACCAUGGAACUUUCAUGAGGCUGAAGAAGGACAGUACGACUUCAGUGAUCAACGCGACGUUGUUACCUUCCUUCAAAUAGCUCAGAAAUACAACCUAUCAGUCAUUCUCAGGUCGGGCCCUUACAUCUGCGGGGAGUGGGAGUUUGGAGGGCUCCCGGCAUGGCUUCUCCGCCAGCCAGGGCUCAAGGUCAGGACCAUGGACCCAAAGUUCAUCAAGCCGGUGGACACAUGGAUGACGAAGCUCUAUACUACCCUCAAACCACUGCUGUAUAAGAAUGGGGGCCCUAUUAUAACCGUACAGAUAGAGAACGAGUAUGGUAGUUACCCAGCGUGUGACUACAACUACCUGCGAUUUCUGCGUGACAAGGCUCGCACCAUGCUCGGAUCAGAUGUUGUGCUCUUCACGACCGAUGGGGACGGCGAUGGAUACCUCAAAUGCGGCACCCUGCCUGAUGUGUACGCUACUGUCGACUUUGGAAUAACAUAUACCCCAGCGAAGAACUUUGCAAUACAACGACACAAAGAACCUAAGGGACCAUUGGUGAACUCUGAGUUCUACACUGGCUGGCUUGACCACUGGGGUGAGAAACACUCUACAACAGCAACAGCAGCUGUUGCCAAAAGUCUUGACCUCAUGCUUGCCCUUGGAGCAAAUGUUAACAUGUACAUGUUUGAAGGUGGAACAAAUUUUGGAUUCUGGAAUGGAGCUGAAUUCCCCUCCUAUAAGGCUAUACCCACCAGUUAUGACUAUGAUGCUCCGUUGUCUGAGGCAGGGGACAUAACUGACAAAUACAUGAAAGUCUGGCAGGUCAUAGCGAAGUACAACCCUGUUACAAUGGAUGUGCCUCCGUCUACACUGAAAAAAGCCUAUGGAAAAGUUCCUAUGAGAUUUGCGUCUACACUGGUUGACCACAUGGACAACUCUGCUGUCAUCCCUUUGUCAUCUGUGUACCCUCUCACCUUUGAACAGCUUGGUCAUUACUAUGGUUUUGUGGUGUACAAACAUGUGUUCAGGAUGGCUGCUACAGGGAACCUUGACCUUUCAGGGGUCAGGGAUAGAGCAUACCUCACACUUAUACAUAACGCUGAAGUGAGCGUGAAUGCAGUCAUAGAGCGAGAUAAUGGGAACAUGACCGUCCCUGUCAGUGUCAGCACGGGGGAUUACGUGCUGAUUAUCGUGGAAAACCAGGGCAGGAUCAACUAUGGCAACCAUAUGAAUGACAACGUCAAGGGUCUUACCACCAAUGUGACCUUGAACAACAAGCCUCUGGAGGUCUGGGAGCAGACUGGUUUCUCCUACAAUGCCUCACAGCAGGUCUUGUUUCCCACCAAAACCUCAGUUUCCAAGGGGUACAGCAUGCCUUCAUUCUACGCUGGUAUACUUGUGGUGGAUGAACCUCAGGAUACGUACUUUGACAUGAGCCAAUGGACAAAGGGCCAGCUGUAUAUCAACUCCCAUAACCUGGGUCGUUACUGGCCAAAGAAGGGCCCCCAGGUGCGCCUCUAUGUGCCGAAAUACUACCUCUCGCGUGGAGAAAACUUCAUACUCAUGAUCGAACUAGAACAAGCUCCCUGCCUUAACAUUUCCACCUGCUACGUGGAGUUCAUGGACAAACCAUUGAUAAAUGGGACUGUGGACGGUGCUGAAGAUUCAUCUGAGAAACAGGCAGACACCUUUUUAGCUCGGAUGAUAUGGCUUCUUUUAGACCUUCUGUACAGUGGUUGGGAAUGGCUGAUUUGAUUUAUAUAUAUCGUAUGAUGCUCAUAAAGUCUACAGAUGUUUACUCAGCAUCUUGUUGUCAAUGAGUAUGUUUACAGUGCAAUACAUUCCUUAAAAUGCUCUGAUUCCUUACAGUGCCAUAUUACACACGUACAUGUUUUUCUAUAAAUUAUCCAUUAUCCAGUAAUCUAU